AUGCCCACCUUUUCCUAUGCGCAGGCCGCGAAAGGUUUAGUUUCCUCAACGCCUGCACAAUCUAACGCAGAGAAACAAAGCAAACCGGCAUCUCCCUCCAAUGGGCAGAUGUUGGAUGACGUUCCAAGCCAUGAGAGUAAUGCAACCAUGACACAGCUCUCUUCAAAAGAACAAAUGGACCCUCUUGGAAACCGGAAACUCCCGACUGAGAACGAAUCCAACAAAGGUAUCCCCUCAGGAGCAUCCUCCCCGAGCGUGGCGACAGCAUCUACUGAAACAUUACCAAAAGAAGACGAUAUGUCACUCACACCCAACGGGUCCUCGGAUUCGACCUGGGACAAACAAUCCGAACGCUCCGUUUCCGUUAGUAAAUCCAACCAGGCACCCGAAGGAGGUGCAGAGGAGACCGCGGAAAAUGGAACGAAGAACGUUACGAACUUGAAAGAUUUGAAACCCGCGUCAAUUCCUGCUGUAAAUAUUUGGCAGAAGAGGCUUGAGGCUCAAGAAGCGAAAGCUAAGGCCAAUGCUGCUAUGAAGUCAACGAGCCCCUCAUCAAAGGCCGUUCCAUCGAAAACUCCCGCGACCCAGUCUGGUUCUGAAUCUCGUCCAGAGUCAUCAAAGAGUAAUAGCAGGAGGAAGUCCUCGGAAUCUUUCCUGGACAAGAAAAAACCCGGUGAUGCUCCAAAGAAGGGUAGCGCCCGGGGACAUCGAGUAGCUCCUGAAUCCGAUUCAACUGAGCCAUUACCCCCAGUGGGUGACGCUGCGUCGUGGCCCACUCCACAGCUCGCACAAGGCCAAGAGCACCUAAGAGCCCAAGAGAAGAUCGACAGAGCAGAGAGAGUCGAUAGAGCCAAACCUGUCAGCUCACGAUCCCAUGGAAAGGAAAAGUGGAUGCCGGUCCCGUACGUUCCUACAGCUGUAUUCACGACACCUUUGCCACCCGCUGCCCGAAGGGGUGGAAGAGCUGCAAGGGGUGGCAGAGAGAGUAGUGCUAGUCAUACACAUGGGCAUAACGUCGAUAGCGAGAGACAGAAUUCUGGCUCCAGUCGCGCGGGCAAUUCCAAGCACCCGCCGGUAACAGACCGUCGAACCGCCAGUGACUCCAAGCCUGUUCCAGGAGCUAAAUCUAAUGGCAUUUCGACAUCAUUUGAUGAAAGGCACUCUUCUCUGAACGAAGGACGAGCUAGCGGGUCUAAAGAUACCGAAGAAACUUAUGUAGCCAAGGAGAAUCAUUCUCAGAUCAACGGUGCUGAACCCCAGUACCGACCGGACUUUAAAUCAUUCACUAAGUCUCAAGAUCAAUUGAAUGGCCCUGUGUCUCAAGCGUCAAGGCAAGGAGCUCAUCACGGCGAAGGACAACCCCGCUAUAGUCAAAGUACAGAACGGCGCUUUGAAAGUGGCCCUCGCUCAGCGGAUCCUUUCAGAGAAUCCAAUUCAUUCACGGCCAGAGACCGAGAACUUGGACGAGAUCGUGACUACCAGCGAGGUGACUUGCAUAGGGAGAGGGAAUAUUCUAGAGAACAUCGUGGAGAGCCGCGCUCUGAACGAGGUCGGGGAAGCUAUCGUGGAAGAGGCGGCCACUCUACUUAUGGUACUCAAAACACCCCCUUCCACAGCGCUCCGCUUGCCCAACACCCGUUCUCAACACCUAAAAACUUCUCCUUUAACAACGAACGCCACCGUAUGCAACCGGGGGGCGCUCAAAACGGAUCGCAGGGUAAUGGUAGGGUAGGUCUGCGGUCGCCGUCGAUAAAUCCUGCCGUUUAUGCCUCAGCACCGUACCCAUUACAAACAGAUUUCACUUCUAUGUAUGGCUAUCCGCAGAUGCCUCAGGCUCCAAUGACUGCGGUUCCAUACCAGCCAUAUAUGGAGCAGUACUCCUUGAUGAGCAUGAUCUCAAUGCAAUUGGAGUAUUACUUUUCGGUUGAUAAUCUUUGUAAAGAUUUGUUCCUUCGGAGACACAUGGAUUCCCAAGGCUUCGUUCUCUUGAGUGUCAUUGCUGCGUUCAAACGCAUCAAGUCCCUUACGGAAGACUUGGAACUCCUCCGUCUAGUCUGUCGCCAGCUGAAAAAUGUUGAAUUCAGACCCGGUGAGGAUGGUUUGGAUCGUAUUCGAAAGAGGGAUAAAUGGGAGCAGUGGGUCCUUAGCAUGGAUAUGCGAGAUCCUUCGGCCCAAAACGAAGGACCACCACCAGCUACUACCUUAUCCUCAACCAACUUUGAUAGUCUGAAUGAGAACGGGAUAACUACGCAACAGGACGGACUUUCUAAUAUUACGAACGGACCCGCCCAUGCUACUGCCUCGACAUCACCUCCCACCGAUCCGCUGUCCUCAGACGCGCUUAACAACCAUGUUCCGGCUCGUUCGGCUAAAUUGUCCUCCACCGCCGCCGAAUUUUCUCCACUUGCUCCUUCGGCAACGUCAAGUGAGCACGUUAGUGAGGAAAACCCCGUUUCUGAGAAUACUUUUCCAGACGAGCAAGUUGGGAACUUGGUGAUUGUGGUGCGUAAGCCAGGAAUACCCGACCCAACACAGUCACCUGUUCACAGGCCCCCGUCUCGUUCUUUCUCCAAUGGAUUUGUUGACGGUUAUAAAGCAGCCCACGGGCAACUAAGCGCAGGCAACCGAUCCUCCUUCGUACCCCAUGGCAUUUUACCUGCAUCAGAAAGGUCCGCCAUCCAUCCAACCCCUUUUACGAUGGCCGCUGUACUAAUUGAAUCUAGUGCUGACUUGGAUCAACGAAGGAGAGCCGCCGGCUUAACAAACUCUUCAUUGGUUAAAUCUUCUGUGCAAGUUGGCGGCCAGACGCCCUCGUUCUGGAUUAAAAGCAAGAACAACACCCCUAUCGAAUCCCUUUCCACGGAUCUUGUCCAUGAGUCAUACACUAUAUUCCGCAAACAAGCACUCGAUAAACGGCUCUCCGAUUCCUCAAGUGAAACCCCUGUGGACAUGGAUGUGCUUUAUCAAUUCUGGUCCCAUUUUCUGGUUCGAAAUUUUAAUUCCCGAAUGUACGAUGAAUUUAGGAGCCUGGCGUUUGAUGAUAUCUCGUCUAGAAAUUCGUCCACUGGCCUUCAGUAUCUCAUCAAGUUUUAUGCUGGCAUUCUUUCGAGCGACAAAGUUAUUCCCGAUGGCAUUGCCCGUGAUCUGGUUUCACUCGUGCAAUCGGAAAUGAACACAAAUGAGAAACCUACUUUUGGGCAACUUCGACGUGCAUGGCGGGAUGGAGCAUUUAACUUGAAGAGCAGAAAGAAAGUAGACGGCUUGCUUGACGAAAGCUUACGAGCCGAACUCGAACGCUGA
Molecule: messenger RNA, 3300 nt
Organism: Uncinocarpus reesii 1704
Lineage: Eukaryota; Fungi; Ascomycota; Eurotiomycetes; Onygenales; Onygenaceae
Exons: 3
Coding region: 1-3300 (1099 amino acids)
Biological process (GO): mRNA stabilization; positive regulation of translation
Cellular component (GO): cytoplasmic stress granule; cytosol
Molecular function (GO): RNA cap binding
Source: RefSeq, a predicted model, not a curated record